AUGGAGCUGCCACCAAAUCUUAAAGCAGAUGAGGCGAGCCCAGAGUGGAUGAACAAAGGCGAUAACGCGUGGCAGCUCACUGCGGCCACCCUGGUCGGCCUGCAAUGCGUUCCCGGCCUAGUCAUCCUCUACGGCGGCAUGGUCAAGAAGAAAUGGGCUAUCAAUUCAGCUUUCAUGGCACUCUACGCCUUCGCUGCGGUUCUCAUCUGCUGGGUAGGAUGGGGCUACCGCAUGUCCUUCGGGGAGAAGCUGGUAGGGUUCUUGGGGAGGCCGGCGGUGGCGGUGGACGAAAACUUUCUGCUGGGACAGCCAUUUUUGGGGUACUUCCCUACGGCCACCAUGGUGCUAUUCCAGUUUGUUUUCGCGGCGAUUACUCCGGUUUUGAUCGGAGGGGCGUUGCUUGGGAGGAUGAAUUUUGUUGCUUGGAUGAUGUUUGUGCCGCUAUGGCAUACAUUCUCGUAUACGGUGGGGGCGUUCAGCAUAUGGUGCCCGGAUGGGUGGCUGGCCAAGCUUGGAGUGAUUGAUUUCGCCGGAGGUUUUGUGAUUCAUCUCUCUUCUGGUGUUGCUGGUUUUACUGCAGCACACUGGGUGGGUCCAAGAUUGGACAAGGACAGAGAGAGGUGUCCGCCAAACAACAUUCUGAUGAUGCUGGCGGGCGCCGGCAUGGUUUGGAUGGGGUGGAGCGGGUUCAACGGCGGAGCCCCCUAUGCCGCCAGCAGCAUCGCCUCCUUAGCGGUCCUCAACACCCACGUGUGCACCGCCACCAGCCUGCUCACAUGGAUCAUCCUUGACUUCUUUGCCUAUGGAAAGCCCUCUGUUCUUGGAGCCGUUCAGGGGAUAAUCACUGGCUUGGUCUGCAUUACUCCUGGCGCAGUAUAUAGUAAAAUGGCACUUCAACUCCACUACUGA
This is a messenger RNA of Ipomoea triloba (trilobed morning glory), 909 nucleotides long. Its product is annotated as ammonium transporter 3 member 1-like. Lineage: Eukaryota; Viridiplantae; Streptophyta; Magnoliopsida; Solanales; Convolvulaceae. Gene Ontology annotation, cellular component: plasma membrane. Gene Ontology annotation, molecular function: ammonium channel activity. The transcript is spliced from 3 exons. The record is from RefSeq and is a predicted model, not a curated record. Gene Ontology annotation, biological process: ammonium transmembrane transport. The coding region runs from base 1 to 909 and encodes 302 amino acids.